Molecule: messenger RNA, 437 nt
Organism: Corapipo altera (White-ruffed manakin)
Lineage: Eukaryota; Metazoa; Chordata; Aves; Passeriformes; Pipridae
Product: heat shock factor protein 1-like
Exons: 3
Biological process (GO): regulation of DNA-templated transcription
Molecular function (GO): DNA-binding transcription factor activity; DNA binding
Source: RefSeq, a predicted model, not a curated record
AUCCAAGGAUCCCUGGGCACUGAUUCCCUGCUCCCUCCCUUCCUUCCCGCCAGGAAUGAACUCAACGACCACCUGGACACCAUCGACUCCAACCUGGACAACCUGCAGACCAUGCUGAGCACGCACGGCUUCAGCAUGGACAGCGCCCUGCUGGACCUGUUCAGCCCUUCCAUGACGGUUACGGACAUGAACCUCCCCGACCUGGACAGCAGCUUGGCCAGCAUCCAGGAUCUCCUCUCGGCUCAGGAGCAGCAGAAACCCACGGAGACGGAGGCAGGAACGGCGGAUACAGGUACCAAAAACUGGGAUUGGGGAGGGGGCAGAGAGUCCCUGAUCCCAAAAACUGGGAUUGGGGAGGGGCAGAGACUCCCUGAUCCCAAAAACCGGGAUUGGGGAGGGGCAGAGACUCCCUGAUCCCAAAAACUGGGAUUGGGAAG